ACAAUUAUGCUGAUUAUUUUACUGUUUUCAGCGGUUUUUAUCGUCGAAACCGCUCAGAUAACAAAGGAUAAGGAUACAGCUGCACUUAACCAAUCGGCAGCGUUCAACCCACUAAGCGCCUUGGUGAAAUGUUCGUUUCUUCCUCUCGAGUUCCUGGACUGUGAUGAACCGAUCAACUUAAAGGGAAACCGUACCGCCCGAGACGAGGUGGGGUAUGGCUGCGUAAAAUUAGGAGGUGUUUACUACGAUGAGGUCGAGGUGACCAAGGCCAAAUGCAUGGUGUUCGAGAAUAUUGAAUGCUACGGACCACGAGAAUUUAUGCGCGAUGGAUUCUCGUGUGUCAAGUACACGGAUCACUAUUUCGUAACGACAUUACUGUAUAGCAUUUUGUUGGGGUUCCUCGGAAUGGACCGAUUUUGUCUUGGGCAGACUGGUACCGCCGUCGGUAAGCUACUAACUCUCGGAGGAGUGGGCAUCUGGUGGAUUGUGGACAUCGUGCUUCUGAUCACGAACAACUUAUUACCGGAGGACGGCAGCAACUGGAAUACUAAGGUGUAAAGGAUUUGGCUACAACAAACCAUAACCUAUGUCCGUCAAAUAAGUCAAGAGGCCAACUUGCGAUGUGAAGAAUGAAAACUGAGACGAUUGGUAGGGUUAAUUAUUUUUUAAGUUCAUCGUUCGUUAUACAUUAAAUUCUGGGACACUUAAAAGAGCUAAGUUAUUUGGAUCAAGGAACGACAACUAAACGAAAAGUUAUUGCAGCAAGUAGUAGCGAUAUGCAGAAUAUCCUUCGUUCAACAAAACGCAAACGGUAAGACGAAUGCUCACCGAUGUCGAGAUAUAAAUUAAUUGCACCCUGUGCCUAACAGCUACAGUGGGGUAUGUGGUAAAAUAACCUGCUUUCGUCUUAAAUUAAAUAGCUAUUUUUGAUCGAAUUCUUGUGAACUAAUUGCUAAUGUUUAACUGUCAUGAGUUGAAAAAAUUACAUUAAAACCCCUGUUACAGCUUAAGUUCUGUGGUACAUUGUAGUAUAAACGAUAAGAGAAAAUUGUAAAUAAAACGUUCCUUUAAGGAUUAAAUAUAGAA
This is a messenger RNA of Anopheles nili, 1086 nucleotides long. RefSeq names its product TM2 domain-containing protein CG11103 (gene amrt). NCBI's taxonomy places the organism in Eukaryota, Metazoa, Arthropoda, Insecta, Diptera, Culicidae. The coding region runs from base 7 to 558 and encodes 183 amino acids. The transcript has a single exon. The record is from RefSeq and is a predicted model, not a curated record.